AUGUCCGGGGAAGAGGCGGCCGGGGGCGACGCGGGCGCCCCGCAAAGCGCCACCGAGGCGCCACCCGAGCAGCAGCAAGAAGCCACUCCGGCCGCGCAGCCCGCCGAGGAGGGCAAGGCUGCGGGGGCCCCGUCGGAGGCGGCUGCCGCUGCUCCCGGGCGCCAGUACCGGGCGCUGGUGCUGAGCGGCUUCGGCGGCUACGAGAAAGUGAAGGUGCAGACGCGGCAGCUGCCGGCCGCCGAGCCCAGCCCGGCCGCGGGCCAAGUCAGCGUGGAGGUGCGGGCCUGCGGGCUCAACUUCGCGGAUCUGCUGGCCCGACAGGGGGUGUACGACAGGCUGCCGCCGCUGCCCUUCAGCCCGGGCAUGGAGGCGGCCGGCACCGUCUUGGCCGUGGGCGAGGGCGUCUCCAGCCCCAAGGUAGGUGAGAAGGUGAUGGUGAUGGCCAGGUCGGGGCUCUGGCAGGAAAUUGUGACCGUCCAAGCCAACCAGACAUUCCCCAUGCCGGAAGGGAUGAGUUUCGAGGAAGCAGCUGCUUUUUUGGUCAACUACAUCACCGCCUAUAUGGUCCUCUUUGACUUCGGCAACCUGCGACCCAACCAGAGCGUCCUGGUCCACAUGGCAGCAGGUGGCGUGGGGACUGCAGCCGUCCAGCUCUGCAAAACUGUGGAGAACGUCACUGUUUUUGGUACAGCUUCUGCCUCCAAACAUGAAAUCCUCAAGGAGAAUGGGGUCACCCACCCAAUCGACUACCGGACAGCUGAUUAUGUGGCAGAAGUCCGGAAAAUCCCCAAAGGUGUAGAUGUCGUCUUAGACCCUCUGGGGGGUUCAGAUACCACAAAAGGCUUUAAUCUCCUGAAGCCAAUGGGGAAACUAGUCACCUACGGUGUAGCCAACUUGGUAACAGGGCAGAGGAAGAACCUGAUGGCCAUGGCUAAGACCUGGUGGAACCAGUUCAGCAUCAAUGCCUUGCAGCUCCUGCAUCUCAACAAGGCCGUCUGCGGCUACCACCUGGGCUACCUAGAUGAGGAGGUGGAGCUCUUGAGCAGUGUGGUGAACAAGCUGUUGGCCCUCUACAACCAAGGCAAAAUCAAGCCCAAGGUGGACUCCGUUUGGCCCUUUGAUCAGGUGGUAGAUGCCAUGAAGCAGAUGCAAGAGAAGAAGAACGUUGGGAAAGUUGUGCUGAUUCCCGAAGCACCACCGAAGGACGAAAGCAAAGCAGCAGAAAACUAAAGUGAAAGGCGUGGGUGGAUUGUCUGACCUCAGGUCCUCAUGUUGUUGUAUUUUGGGUUGUGUUAUUUUUUUUUAUUUUUAUUUUUUAAAACCUGUCCCCUCUCCCCAUGUCUGACCCUUUGAUGGAAGUAGGAAUGGGCAUAUAGAUCUCUCACUGCUGUUCAUGGAAUAAGUGGUGUAAGGACCGAAAAGACACAUGUAUUGUCGUCGGCUGGAGGCGAUGCAAGCUUCUGGGUUUCACAGAACGCUUUGCACCAUCUCUAAAGCAUUGGCCGGCCUCCUUUCAAAAGUAAAUAAAUAGAAAGUAAUCACAGAGAGGAAUUGCAUUGAUCCUACAUCUCUGCUCCUGUAGCGUUAACACUUCAUUAAAGGAAUAACGAGG
Messenger RNA from Podarcis muralis (Common wall lizard), 1612 nucleotides. NCBI's taxonomy places the organism in Eukaryota, Metazoa, Chordata, Lepidosauria, Squamata, Lacertidae. The record is from RefSeq and is a predicted model, not a curated record.